Molecule: messenger RNA, 1897 nt
Organism: Myotis daubentonii (Daubenton's bat)
Lineage: Eukaryota; Metazoa; Chordata; Mammalia; Chiroptera; Vespertilionidae
Gene: GTF3C6
Product: general transcription factor IIIC subunit 6
Biological process (GO): transcription by RNA polymerase III
Cellular component (GO): transcription factor TFIIIC complex
Source: RefSeq, a predicted model, not a curated record
UGGCUCAUCAAUUACUCAGCUAAACCUUUUCUAAAUAAGUCUCCCUUUUCCACCUAACCUAAACCUUGGGGGUUCAGUUAUCUCACAUACUGAUAUAUAUUUACAAUUCAAGAAUUAUUUUCCCAUCAGCAUGUUUGCUUCUUUUGGCUUCAGUUUUAGCAUUUUAGUAGUAGGGCAGUUUGAGGUGAACUGAUUGCUCUAGAAAUUUCAAAAAUCCAUUUAGGAGUUAGAAACUUAACCCCUUAAAGUCCUUGACCUUGGUGCUCCCAGCAGAUUAAUGGUAUCUCCCACUCACCCAUGUUUUCCUGACCAGCCCUGACUGGAUUCAAAGCUUGCAAUAGAAAUUAUGAAACCAAUGCUGAUGAGACUUUGGAAAUACAGCAAUUAAACCAAUGCUGGUAGCCUUGAACAUAGUUCCCAAGGAGGAUAAUCUGGCAAUGCCUUUUUAGCUUGAAGUUUUUCAAAAUAGCCAUAUACAAAGUUUGCAUGUAGUUACAAUUUAGAUUUCAGAAUUUAGGGUGCUGGUUAAUUAUGUCUAUGCAGCAUAAAUAAAUGUUUAAAGGAAAUGUGUUCACUGUAAUCGUAAGUAGGUAAAACUACAAGAAUGUUCAGUGAGUUUAUAAUGCUGAUUAUGACUUAAAUUUAAGUCAUAGUGCUAGAUGAUGAGAAUAAUAAAAAUGAGCCACAGUCACAACCUAACAGGAAGUUGACAUGGUGAUGAUAGGCAUGUGGUGCAAGAGCACAGAAGAGUGCCUCUUGCUUAGGAAGGUUUGAAGUAAAAAUAGUUGAAAUAAAAGUUGAACUAACAGCUCUACGAACCAACUAAAUACCAAGCAAGGAUGUGAUAUUCAUUGUAAGGCAAAUAUUUUUUAAAAGGUCAAGGUGAAUUGCUUCCUCUACGAAUUUCAAGAAUCCAUUUAGGUGGAGGUGUUGAAAGUGGAGGGAGAUGGGGAAGUGGUUACCAUGGUGGUGGAAAGAUUGUGGUGGAUGCUAAACUUAGAUUUCAUUUCCCCUUCCACUUCUGCCUUCAGGACCACCUCAUUGAGUAUUGGCUACUGGCAGCUCACUGCUCAGUUCCUCCCUAGAAAUGUUCUCAGCUGAAGAUUUCUGUGUAAGAAAAAUGCUUAAAACAGUUUGGCAGAAAAUUUAAAGGGACAAAAAUAAUCCUGGAGGGAGCUUCAAAAUGGAUUGCAGAAAGGUAGACUGGAUGCCAGGAGACCAGUUAAGACUACUACUGGAGGAGAAGGAGCAGCUGGUUCUGGUGGAAUUGUCAGGAAUUAUUGAUUCAGACUUUCUCUCAAAAUGUGAAAAUAAAUGCAAGAUUUUGGGAAUUGACACUGAGAGGCCCAUUCUGCAAGUGGACAGCUAUGUAUUUGCUGGAGAGUAUGAAGACACUCUUGGGACCUGUGUUAUAUUUGAAGAAAAUGUUGAACAUGUGGAUGCAGAAGGCAACAAUAAAACAGUGCUAAAAUAUAAAUGCCAUACGAUGAAGAAGCUCAGCAUGACAAGAACUCUUCUGACAGAAAAGAAGGAAGGAGAAGAAAGCAUAGGUGGUGUGGAAUGGCUGCAAAUCGAGGAUAAUGAUUUCUCCAAUAGACCCAACAUGAUUUGUAACUUUCUACAUGAAAAUGAAGAUGAAGAAGUUGUAGCUCCAGCCCCAGAUAAACCGUUGGAGUUGGAAGAGCAAAACAUUCAAAUGAAGUUUAAUUCAAACCUGAGCUAUGAACAGGAAAAACCACCGCACUUGGAAAUAGAGGAUUCUGGUCCUCUUAUUGAUACUCCUUCUGAAACAGAAAGUUCUGUGUUUAUGGAAACUCAAGAUGCUGCCUUAGAAAUCACUCCUAGAUAAAAUGUUUUUAAUAAUAAAUAGAAUUUUUUAAAUUUUUAUAUAAAAUAA